This is a messenger RNA of Dromiciops gliroides (monito del monte), 4763 nucleotides long. RefSeq names its product zinc finger protein 420-like. Lineage: Eukaryota; Metazoa; Chordata; Mammalia; Microbiotheria; Microbiotheriidae. Gene Ontology annotation, biological process: regulation of DNA-templated transcription. The record is from RefSeq and is a predicted model, not a curated record. The transcript is spliced from 5 exons. Bases 570 to 3566 code for a protein of 998 amino acids.
UCCCUGUUGUCGGGGACGCGCGCUCAGAACCGCCACAGCUCCGUUCCGAGUUCGGCCUCCGCCUGGGCUCCCGCCUCCAGGGCCUGAGCUCCGCUUCCCCGGGAAAGAGUGAGUGAGGCCGGAGUCUGGGCAGGGGCCGAGACAGGGAGGGGCUUGGCGCCUGCCUUUCCGGGGAAAGGGGCGUGGUGGAGAGGAGGAGGAGGAGGAGCCGCUCUGAGACUGCGCGUGCGCAGUGCACCGGCUCCUUCUUGACAGUUCCCAGUUCUCAGAGGCACCUGCCUUGGCUUCGCAUUACCCCGGCACCGCCACCAGGCACCCCUCCCCGGCUCAGCUUGUCGGGGUCCACCCUGUACCCCCCCCCCCGCCUUCCUUGGCCUGGCCCCACCCCAGCGAGCACCUACUGUGGGCUCUGUGCUCACUGACUCACGGGUGCAGGACGAGUUCGAAUCCUACCUCGGACCCUCCCUUGACUCGGGACUCCGGGCAAGUCAGCUAUCCUCUCGGUGUUCCUGGGUUUUCUAAGCGCAGCCCUGCCUUGGGACAGCCCGGUCUCGAACCAGAAGGGAAGCAUGGCCCCGGUGCUCCUGACCACCAGGCCCCACCAGGAAUUGGUGACAUUCAAGGAUGUUGCGGUAGAAUUCACCCGGACAGAAUGGAGGCACCUGACCCCUUCUCAGAAGGAGCUGUACAGAGACGUGAUGCUGGAAAACUAUGGGAAUCUGGUCCACCUGGGACUUACAGUUUCCAAACCAGAUGUGAUCUCCCAGUUGGAGAGAAGGGAAGCACCCUGGACACCAGGAGGAAUCCAGAGAAGUAGCUGUCCAGAUUGGGAGCCUACUCCAAAAACCAAGCAGUCACUUCUAAAACUGGGCAUUUCAGUAAAAGGUUUAUCCCAAGAAAGAGGCACAAGGAAGAAUCUCUGUUUCUCCAAAUUAAAAAACUUCUGGGAUUAUGAUGACACAUUAGAGAGGCAUCAGAGCAAUGAGGGAAAAUAUUCUCAAAAACAAAAAAUAACUGAAAAGAAACCUAUAAAUAAAUCUAGAAGCCACAAAUAUAAUAAAUGUUAUAGAAGCUUCACUCAGGGGCACAUUUUUUUGGCACAACAAACAUCUCUAAAAACAAAUCUUUGUAAACAUGAGGCCCAAAGAAAGAGCAUGAAACAAUCUAAAGAACUAAUGAAAUGUAAGAAAAUAUAUUCAGAUAAAAUAUUUUUCAAGUAUAAUGAAUAUGGGAAAUGCUUUAAGUAUAAUUCAUACCUUACUGAAAACCUUAGGCUACAAAAUGGAAAGAAACAGUAUCAAUGUAAUGAAUGUAAUAAAGCCUUCAGCCAAAGGGUCAGUCUUAUUCAGCAUCAUAGAAUUCAUACUGGAGAGAAGCCUUAUGAAUGUGAUGCAUGUGGGAAGACUUUCCGACAGAGCACUGGACUUACACAACAUCAGACAAUUCAUACUGGAGAGAAAUAUUAUGUAUGUAAUGAGUGUAAAAAAUCCUUUCGCCUGAGAUCACAACUUAUUCAACACUAUAGAAUUCAUACUGGAGAGAAACCUUAUGAAUGCAAUGAAUGUGGUAAGACAUUCCGUCAGAACUCACAGCUUAUUCAACAUCAGACAAUUCAUACUGGAGAGAAACCUUAUGAAUGUGAUGAAUGUGGGAAGGCCUUCCGCCUAAGAAUAGAACUUACUCAGCAUAAAAAAAUUCAUACUGGAAAGAAACCUUAUAAAUGUAAUGAAUGUGGAAAGGACUUCCGACUCAGUUCGCAACUUAUUCAGCAUCAGACCAUGCACAGUGGGGAGAAGCCUUAUGAAUGUAAUGAAUGUGGUAAGGCUUUCCGCCAGAGCACAGGACUUACUCAACACCAGACAAUUCAUACUGGAGAGAAAUGUUAUAAGUGUGAUGAGUGUGAGAAGGCCUUCCGCCUGAGAACACAGCUUAUUCAACAUUAUAGAAUUCAUACUGGAGAGAAACCUUAUGAAUGCAAUGAAUGUGGUAAGACAUUCCGUCAGAACUCACAGCUUAUUCAACAUCAGACAAUUCAUACUGGAGAGAAACCUUAUGAAUGUGAUGAAUGUGGGAAGGCCUUCCGUCUAAGAAUAGAACUUACUCAACAUCACAAUAUUCAUACUGGAAAGAAACCUUACAGGUGUAAUGAAUGUGGAAAGGUCUUCCGACUCACUUCACAGCUUAUUCGCCAUCAAACAAUCCAUAGUGGAGAAAAGCCUUAUGAAUGUAAUGAAUGUGGUAAGGCUUUCCGCCAGAGCACAGGACUUACUCAACACCAGACAAUCCAUACUGGAGAGAAACAUUAUGAGUGUAAUGAGUGUAAAAAAGCCUUUCGCCUGAGAUCACAACUUAUUCAACAUUAUAGAAUUCAUUCUGGAGAAAAACCUUAUGAAUGCAGUGAAUGUGGGAAGGCUUUCCGCCAGAACUCGCAGCUAACUCAGCAUCAGACUGUUCAUACUGGAAUGAAACCUUAUGAAUGUAAUGAAUGUAGAAAGUCCUUCCGCCUAAGAAUAGAGCUUACUCAACAUCAUAAAAUUCAUACUGGGAAAAAAACUUAUGGGUGUAAUGAAUGUGGAAAGGCCUUCCACCUGAAUUCACAGCUUAUUGAACAUCAGACAGUCCAUAGUGGAGAGAAGCCUUAUGAAUGUAAUGAAUGUGGGAAGACCUUCCGUAAGAGUGCAUACCUUACUCAACACCAGAAAAUUCAUACUGGAGAAAAACGUUUUAAGUGUAAUGAAUGUGGAAAAACAUUUGUUCAGAGGGCAGUUCUUACUCAACAUUAUAGAAUUCAUACUGGUGAAAAACCUUAUGAAUGUAACGAAUGUGGAAAGGCCUUCCGCCAGAGCACAGGACUUGCUCAACAUCAGGCAGUUCAUACUGGAAAAAAACGGUAUGAAUGUAAUGAAUGUGAGAGUGCCUUUAGUCAGAGGGCAGAUCUUAUUCGACAUCAUAGAAUUCAUACGGGUGAGAAACCUUAUGAAUGUAAUGAAUGUGGGAAAGCCUUCCGUCUGAGUACACAGCUUACUCGACAUCAUAGAAUUCAUACUGGAAAGAAACCUUAUGAAUGUAAUGAAUGUGGGAAAGCCUUUCGCUUAAAGACACGUCUUAAUGAACAUCAGACAGUCCACACUGGUGAAAAACGCUUUGAAUGUAAUGAAUGUGGAAAGGCUUUCCGCCAGAAGACCCAUCUUACUGAACAUUUGUCGAUUCAUAGUGGUGAGAAACCCUUUGAAUGUAAUCAAUGUGGAAAGGCCUUUCGCUUGAGAACACAGCUUACUCAACAUCACAUAAUUCAUACUGGGGAGAAACCAUAUGAAUGUAAUGUAUGUGGGAAGGCAUUUAGUCAAAGGACAGAACGAAAUCGGCAUCAUAGAAUUCAUACUGGAGAGAAACGUUAUGAAUGUCAUGAAUGUGGGAGGGCCUUCAGGCUGAGCACCCACCUUACUCGGCAUAAGAGAAUUCAUACUGGUGAGAAACCUUAUGCAUGUAACAAAUGUGAGAUGGCCUUCCGCCUGAGGGCACAGCUUACUCAUCAUCAGAGAAUUCAUACUAGAGAGAACAUUUAAGAGAGUUAUGGAAGAAAGGGUGUUCUCCAGAACAAAUACAUCAUUUAAUACUAAAUAAAGAAAAUGUCUAUGUAGUAAAUAUGGAAUGACUUUUAGCCACAGCAUAGGACUUAGGAAAUACCAAGAAACAAAUACUGAGAAGCCAUAAAUGUAACUACCCCAAGCAUUAUUGCCAGAUGUAUACUACUUUCCUGAAAAUUAAAGAUUUUGAACUAAAGGGAAACCCCACAUCUGAAGCACAUCCCUAUCUACUUUCCCACAGCUAUUCCAAACCUUUUUCUUCCUCUUCAAAUUCCCAGCCUUCUUCCUCUGCAAAUCACAGUACCUGUUAGGAUUGCAUAAUUAGUUCUCUUAGGAAAAAAAAUUAACCCAAUUUUAACCAAAUGGACACAUCAGUAAGUGUGGACUCUUCCCUAAUUACUUUCUUAUUCCACACAGUGGCUUUAGACUAAAAGGAGCUUUGCCCAGAUAUAUUGUAAUAAUCUUUGGUCUGAAAACAGGUUUAUUAAUUGAAGUCACCACCAUGUAAGGAGAUCCUACUUCUCUGUCAUUUAUUGUAAAUGCUGUAAAUUAUGGGGCAAACUAAGAGCCUUUGUCCCCUUAGAUCUCACUUUGUCAGCAAUCCUUUCUUAGGCUCAGGCCACAGAUACUAAUUUCCUGGAAGGGCUGUAGGAGAGGAAAAAAGACACGGUUGUCCAUCCCUACUUUAGAAGCCAUAGUAAUCUGAGUUCUUGGGGACAUCUUCCUCUAGCCUAGACUUUCCUCAUGCUUUUUACUUUGUAUGGGAUAUAAAUUCUCACAGUCACAGGGGAAGAGCCAUGUAGGAUUCACAUUUUGUAUUGCUAUGUCCUGAGGUGGGUUAAGAGUUGAAAGGAUAUCUGGUCCCAUAAUUAGCAUUUACUGGAUGUCUCCCACUUUGCAAAUACUUUGACCCAAGAUGUGCUGAACUAGAUGUCCCCAGUGUGCAUAAUUCUGAAGCAAUAGGUCAAAAUCUUAUGCAUUUAAAGCAGGGCUACCAACUUUUUUUUUUAAAUAAGUUUUUUCCCCCUCAAUUAACAAGCACUUAUUUUUUCUCCCUUCCCAAGUCCUCUUCAUUUGGAAAAAGCAGGGGAGGGGAUAGAAAUAAAACCCUUGUAAUAAAUAUGCAGUCAGGCAAAGCAAAUCCCCACAGUGGCCCCAUCCAUAAAUGUAUGUCUA